Molecule: messenger RNA, 4207 nt
Organism: Alosa alosa (allis shad)
Lineage: Eukaryota; Metazoa; Chordata; Actinopteri; Clupeiformes; Clupeidae
Gene: fes
Product: FES proto-oncogene, tyrosine kinase
Exons: 21
Coding region: 334-2922 (862 amino acids)
Biological process (GO): cell adhesion; chemotaxis; peptidyl-tyrosine phosphorylation
Molecular function (GO): ATP binding; non-membrane spanning protein tyrosine kinase activity
Source: RefSeq, a predicted model, not a curated record
CAGAGCGGCUCUGAUCAGACCACCAGACCAUCAACAACAAUGCCCUAUAUAGUCUGGAGCAAUAACCUCCACAGCCUUCGCACACGGGCUUCUGCUAGCCGCUAGUGACCGUGUUCAUAUUUUAGACUACCUGUCGGACGAAGGCGAAUUCACACACUCCCCUUCUAAGUUAGCAUCGUUCUUCCUGGUUUCGGUAUAGGGGAGCACCCUGUCUCUACUCCUGCGUCCUCUCGACGGUGAUGCGCUGUCAGUGCUUUCGUUCCUUGCAUGUGUAGUGUAGCGUACAGUAUAGGGUAGUUUCCGUUAGAGUGCCUGUCUUCGUUUCAUCUGUAAAUGUUAUGUCUGGUAGCGGACCACAGACGUUUUGAGGGCGGGUUUGCAGUACAAGAUUGUCAAGCAGCAUCAGCAGGUCUGCAUCCCGGCACAGGGCCUCUGGUCAGGAUGGGCUUCGGAGAGGAGCUAUGGUGCCCACAGGCCCACGCCUCCCUCAUGCGGCUGCAGGACUCCGAGCUGCGCCUCAUGGAGCUCGUCAAGAAGUGGAUGACCCAGAGGGCCAAGAGUGACCGCGAGUUCUCCACCCAGCUGCACCAGAUGUCCGUCAUGGUGGAGAAGCUGGAGGGCACUCAGCCUGGUGGAGGCCUGGACUACAUCAGUCACCUGAAUAAGUCGUGGAACGUGUUGGUGAGCCAGACAGAGAGCUUGAGUCGUAUCAUGAAGAAGCGCUCGGAGGAUCUGUCGGUGGGACCCCUGAGCAAGCUCACUUUGCUGAUCCGAGACAAACAGCAGCUACGCAAGUCCUACAGUGAGCAGUGGGUGCAGCUGAACCAGGACCUGUGCAAGGUGACUCAGACCGAGCCCGAGAAGUUAAGAGGCAGCUAUAAGCAAUUGGUCAGGGAAGCUGCUCAGGCCAAGAAAAAGUACCUGGAGGCCAGCAAAGAGCGUGAUCGUGACCGGGCGCGGGAACGCUACGUGAAGGCCACGCUGAAGCUGCACGAGCUGCACAACGACUACGUGUUGGCCGUGCGGGCGGCUCAGGUCCACCACCAGCAGCACUACAGCCAGAGCCAGCCAACACUCCUCUCGGCCCUGCAGACACUGCAGGAGGAGAUGGUCCUAGUGCUGAAGGAGAUUCUGCAGGAGUACUUUGACCUGACAACCCUGCUCCAUGAGGAAGUGGUGUUGGUUCACACGGAGAUGACGAGUGCCCUGAACGCCAUCAGCCCCGAGAGGGAGUACGACAGCUUCAUCCAGCAGAACAGGUCAGUAGCGGAAGUGCCAGCGUGUGUGGAGUUUGACUGCAGUGUUCUGGAGGAAGCGGAGAAACUCCAGGCUGAGGAGCUGGUGCUUAAUGAGCUCACUCUAGAAGGGCUUCAGCACCGGCUGACCACAGUGGAGGACGAGCUGCUGACCUUGACCACCACGCUGGGGAACCAGCAGGCCACAGUCACCCAACUGGAGCUGGACCUGCAGUCUGAGCAGGAGGGCCCGAUACUCAGUGGACAGAGGAUAUAUCAGUACAGUAAGCGCAACGCUCUAGAGGACAGCCGUCAGCAGGUGAUGGUUUCCAUGGUGACGAGGGCGCGGCUGGAGGCCCAGAGGCUGCUGCUGGCCGAGAAGCUCCAGUGGCUGGGCGACCGCGAUCCGCCGCGCAUCGACCUGGACGACGACGACCGCCGCUCCAUCACCUCGUCCACCUCCAGCGGUGGAGAGAGGGAGUUCCGGCUGCCCAACUUGGAUUCGGUCAUGUCUCAUCUCGGUGCCCUCUUCAAGCCCAAGUACACGGUGCCCCCAGCGCUGACUCCAGUGGCUGAGUCGGACAAACCUCUAGCUCAGCAGGGCUGGUACCAUGGGGCGAUCCCUCGCCUAGAGGUCCAGGAACUGCUCAAGAGCGAUGGAGACUUCCUGGUGCGGGAAAGUCAGGGUAAACAAGAGUAUGUGCUCUCAGUGCACUGGGGAGGACAGUGUCGGCAUUUCCUGAUCCAGAGCUCAGAUAACAUGUUCCGUCUGGAUGGUGCAAGCUUCCGCAGUGUCCCUCUGUUGGUGAACCACCUCCGCAACUCCAAUCAGAGUGUCACCAAGAGGUGUGACAUCAGACUCAAAAGACCUAUACUCAAGGACAAAUGGGUUCUGGAACAUGAUGACGUCAUCUUGGGCCAGAGCAUUGGGCGGGGGAACUUUGGUGAGGUGUUUAGUGGUCGUUUACGCUCUGAUAACACUCCGGUGGCUGUUAAGUCCUGCAGGGAAAACUUGGCACCAGAUCUGAAGAACAAGUUUCUAAUGGAGGCCAGGAUUUUGAAGCAGUAUGACCACCCCAACAUCGUGAAGCUGAUUGGUGUGUGCACACAGAAGCAGCCCAUCUACAUCAUCAUGGAACUGGUGCAGGGAGGAGACUUCCUGUCCUUCCUGCGCUCCGAGGGACAUCACCUGAGAUCUCACAUGCUCCUCCGCAUGGCAGAGAAUGUGGCGGCCGGCAUGGAGUACCUGGCCAGCAAGAAGUGCAUCCACCGUGACCUGGCGGCACGUAACUGCCUGGUGGGGGAGCAGAGCGUGGUGAAGAUCAGUGACUUCGGCAUGUCGCGUGAGGAGGAGGACGGUGUUUACUCCGCCGCCGGGGGCAUGAAGCAGAUCCCAGUCAAGUGGACGGCGCCCGAGGCCCUUAACUACGGGCGCUACACCUCCGAGAGCGACAUGUGGAGUUUCGGCGUGUUGCUAUGGGAGACGUUCAGCCGGGGCAUCACCCCGUACACCAACAUGUCCAACCAGCAAACACGCGAUGAGGUGGAGAGAGGCUUCCGGUUGCCAGCACCCAGUAACUGCCCAGCUGAGGUGUACGCGCUGAUGUCACAGUGCUGGCAGUACGACCCCAGGAGACGGCCCACCUUUUCCAAAAUAAGGCUGGACUUAAGUCACUUGUGCCAUUAGUCUCUGUGGAUGCACAUGGGACGACAACAGACAUGACCUGCCUUCGGUUUUUAAACAGACAGGGGUCCAAGUUGAAGCCCUGACCUCCUGUUUUCUCCUGGGCUUGGCAUGCUGCACUGCCCGGUCCCUGUGCUUGAUCCCCGCUGGGGCUGCCUGAAGUCCUCUGAGGUGCCUGGUGCCUAGAUGGGUUGGCGAGAGUGUGUUUUCUCAUUACAGUGGGUGUCUGCGAUACCAUGCUUGGGUGCGUCUCUUCAUACUGUCACUUGAACAGGUGCCAUUCAGGUGUGUAGCUCCUCAUACCUCAGCUGGAAUGGCUGGAUAUGUGAAGGUCCCCUAUAGUCACCUGUGUAUGAGACACCUGUGUGUGACCUCACCUGUGUGUGACCUCAACUGUAUGUGACCUCAACUGUAUGUGACCUCACCUGUGAGGUCACACACCUGUUUUCAAGCACUGUGGUUAAUGAAGCCAUCCGUUUGUUAACACAGUCAUACUUUUUUUAAUGCAGCGAGGCGGCACAAAAAAUAUUUUUUUAUCAAGAGAUAUUUUUUCAGUAAUUCCUUUCAAAAGACAGUACAUCUGUCUUUGGUGCUCUGGCAAUCCAGUUAGAUCCAUACUGAUGCCAGUACAAAGCCUUUAUUUAUGCCAGUACAUAUGUCAGUCGUGCACAGGUUUUGGAAAUCCUGAAUGUAAAAAAAAACAGUGAUUUGCAUGUGUCCCAGCUACCAUUAAUAGUGCCAUAGCAUGGUUUGUUUGAGAUUGUAAUUAGAUUUAUGUAUUUAUAUAUAAUUAUAAAGAUUAAUUCCCUUCCAUGCAAUUCUGUUAGAGGUUAUAGAAUGUGUUUGUGCUUGAUAGAAUGUUUGAAUUUUUGCAACAGAUUUUGUCUUUAUUCUUUAUUCUAUGAUCUUUAAUAUUUUGACCAGGGCACAGGCCUUUCUAAUUUGAACUUGGUUUCAGCAUUCUCCUAUGGUUUGUCUUCUUGUGUGAAUAUGUUUCACAUGUAUUGGUUCUGUGAAUGGGAUUGUAUGUAUAUUUGUUUGGAUGGCAUAUUACUUUUUGUAAAACAUCUUCAUCACACCUACAGUAAUUAUCAUUUCCCAAGCAGCUUGUAUCUCUGGAUGCAAACAUGAAAGACUUUCAUGUGAAAUAUACACUUUGGUUCAGGGAAUAUAUGCUAUAUCACUCAGACAAUAGCAAAUGUACACAUUCUUAUUGUAAAAAGGUUUUUUGAUAUUAUAAUAUUGAUAUGUUAUAUACAUAUUUAAACUUCAGCUGCCAUAAAGUUGU